GAUAUUUGUAUAUAAUUUCCAUUAAAGAAUGAUAUGAUGAUGAGUUUCUAUCAGUUGUCAAUUUGUCAUUCAUUUAGGAACUAAUUGCGUGCUCGGGUUCAUUUGUUGAAAUGGCCAAUGCUGCUGAUCUGAUACAACGAAAACAACGUUCUGAGUUUCUCUCAAGUAUUAAGAAAACCCUAAACAAAUCUAUAGAGGGAAAUCCAGAGCUCAUUUCACCCAUCCUAACUCUGGCACUGAAUGAUGCUGCGACUUAUGACAAGGCUACAAAAUCUGGGGGGCCUAAUGGAUCCAUUCGGUUCAGCUCAGAGAUAAUCAGACCUGAAAAUAAAGGGCUAUCUUCUGCUUUGAAACUCAUAGAGGAAGCAAAACAUGAAAUUGAUUCUUACUCUAAGGGAGGACCCAUUUCCUUUGCAGAUCUCAUACAAUGUGCAGCACAGAGUGCAAUAAAAAGUACUUUUCUUGCUUCUGCAAUUCGCAAAUGUGGUGGGAAUGAAGAGAAAGGAGCCUUGUUAUAUACUGCAUAUGGUUCAAAUGGCCAGUGGGGAUUGUUUGAUAGACAAUUUGGAAGGAUGGAUGCGAAUGAACCAGAUCCAGAUGGGAGGGUACCGCAAUGGGAGGAGGCAUCAGUUCAGGAAAUGAAAGAUAAGUUCUCUGCUAUUGGCUUUGGCCCUCGCCAGCUAGCUGUUAUGUCAGCAUUCCUAGGUCCUGAUCAGAUGGCAAUUGAAAGUCUAUUAGCUUCGGACCCAGUUGUUUUGCCAUGGGUUCAGAAAUACCAACGUAGCCGUGAAACAGUGUCUCAGACAGACUAUGAGGUUGACCUUAUAACUACCCUCACAAAACUUAGUUGCUUGGGCCAACAAAUUAACUAUGAGGCCUAUACAUAUCCUAUCCCAAAGGUUGAUUUAACAAAAUUGAAGUUAUAGAAUUUAAGAUUUUUCUGAAAGAAGAAGAAGAAGAAGAGGAGA
This is a messenger RNA of Telopea speciosissima, 968 nucleotides long. Its product is annotated as thylakoid lumenal 29 kDa protein, chloroplastic-like. Gene Ontology annotation, cellular component: chloroplast thylakoid membrane. Gene Ontology annotation, biological process: response to reactive oxygen species; cellular response to oxidative stress; hydrogen peroxide catabolic process. The transcript has 11 exons. Gene Ontology annotation, molecular function: peroxidase activity; heme binding. The record is from RefSeq and is a predicted model, not a curated record. Lineage: Eukaryota; Viridiplantae; Streptophyta; Magnoliopsida; Proteales; Proteaceae. Bases 111 to 926 code for a protein of 271 amino acids.